Asterias rubens (European starfish) is the source of this 6055-nucleotide messenger RNA. RefSeq names its product kielin/chordin-like protein. Gene Ontology annotation, biological process: cell-matrix adhesion. Gene Ontology annotation, molecular function: protein binding; serine-type endopeptidase inhibitor activity. The record is from RefSeq and is a predicted model, not a curated record. Lineage: Eukaryota; Metazoa; Echinodermata; Asteroidea; Forcipulatida; Asteriidae. The coding region runs from base 188 to 5122 and encodes 1644 amino acids. Gene Ontology annotation, cellular component: basement membrane. The transcript has 48 exons.
UAUUUCUUGGUUGGAUGUAAGUUUGAACGGACAGAGAGAGAGAGAGAGAAGAAAAAAAGUGAUAAGUGGUCUGCGCCUAAAGUUGUCUGGAUCAGCAUUCCAAGUGACUUGUUAGAGGACUUCAUAGGAUUGUUGCCUGCUCAGGAUUUUUAAGGGGCUGUAGUGACACACCCCGAGAUACACCAAGAUGAGGACAUUUGUUUUUCUGGCUGUUUUGACAGUGGCUUGGGGAGCAUCCAUUCGGAUGCAAUGGGAUGAAUGGGAGACGGACCUGAGCGAGACUGGACCAACUAUACCAACUACACCAAUAGAGACCACAAGACCCAAUGUAUGCACAGGCUACAGUAGAGAUGGCAGUCAAAUCCAGGUUUGCUGUGACGGCUACACUGGCACCAUUGAAGAAGGCUGCACAACACCCAUUUGUAAUACACCAUGUGAGAACGGUGGAACGUGUGGAAAACCAAACACCUGUGAAUGCCUGGAUGCUUUCACUGGAACCUACUGUGAGAGUUUGAAAAAGAACUACAGGUGGAGUGAGUGGAAGAACUACAACCCCAAGACUAAUAUCGGUGACUCUGAGGAUGUGUACAUACUCCGUCGUGAUUUGGACGUGUGUAAGUCCAGCGUACCCCAGGCCAUCGAGUGCCAGACAUUGGCCGGUAUCGAUAGCUCCCGUAGUGGUCAGGUGGUGACAUGUGACCGCCGUGUGGGUCUUCGCUGUAAGAAUGAGGACCAGCCUCUUGAUGAACAGUGUGAGGACUACCGGAUUAGACUUCUCUGUCCAGUCAAAGAUGAAGAAACUAAGGGUGCCUUUACUUGCAUGCACAAGGCAAAGGAAUACGACCCUGAGGAGAUUGUGAAGCAAGGUGAUUGUGUCGCUUGUAUCUGCCAAACUACUGGCCUCUGGUCUUGCUAUAGUGAUGAAGACUAUUGUGACACUGCAAUUUCCACCACCCCAUCACCAGUUUUCCCUUGGCUUCCAAAAGGUGUUCAACCUGGUCAGUGCAUCGUCGGCGAGACGGUCUUCCAUCACGGAGAAAGGACAACUCUCGACUGCAAGACUUGUACUUGCGACAGCACCAACGGAUGGAUCUGCACUGAGACAAGUGACCCAACUUGUCUGGCUUCACGCUCUGAUGACUACUGCAGAAUUGGCCAGCACUUCAUCUUCUUCCAUGGGCAAACAGCAAAGAAGGAUUGCAAUACCUGUAUCUGUAAGAACAGAGAAUGGGACUGCACCCAGACCAUCUGCCCAGACAAGACCAACAGGGCACCGUACUACCAUCAGUGUACCAACCCCAUCGCCAACACCCGCCAUUACGACGGAGAAAUCCUAAAGAGAGACUGUAACAUCUGCGUAUGCACACGAGGCAAGUGGGACUGCACCACCGACACAUGUGAAACUGGGACAUCGACUGAGGAUGAAACUACACUGGCAACGAGGAAAGUGUGCAACACCCAGGAUGGUCUUCCUUAUCCCCAUGGAGCCACUAUUACACAGGACUGUAAUGCAUGCAAGUGUUUUGACGGGAAAUGGCAGUGUACUCGUCGGUACUGCUCUCCAGAGAUCUACCCAAUGUCCGUGUGUGUAGAUGUAGUCACUGGUUCCCUGCUCAAGAGUGGACAGACCAUCAAACGCGGCUGUAACAUCUGCCUGUGCAACAGCGGGAAUUUGACAUGCACCACCAAGCCCUGCACCACCAACACUGGUGUAUGCUUUGAUGAGCAGCGUCGUUUCACAACUACCUCCUCUGUGUUUGAGAGACAGUAUCGUCCUGUCUGCAACAAUGACGGCACCUUCAGACAAGUCCAGUGUAAUCCACUCCACGGAGUUUGCUUCUGUGUUACUAGACUUGGCCAGAUUAUCCCAGGCACCACUGUCAAGCAACAAAUCAGCACGCCAAACUGCUCACCCUACAUGGCCGAUGUGUUUGAGGAAUAUCGCCACUUCAUCCUUCCUGAACCAGAGACGCAGAUGGAUUCCCACCCCUGCAUCACAUCAACCAGCGACCAAAGCUCCCAUCUAACUGGGUACAACACCCCUAAGUGUCUCCUUACUGGGUACUAUGCACCCAGGCAAUGCGACGUCCACAUUGGGAUCUGCUACUGUGUUACCCCAGAGGGCAAGACUAUCCCUGGUACCAUCAUGCAUGUCUCUCAAGGACGUCCCAACUGUGAGGAGUUUAGAGUUGACAGACCUGGUCAAAUGACCUCCACAGAUCAACUGACAAGAUGCCAGGACGAGAGAGAGAAGAACGAGCUGUUCAGACUUCCCUUCAAGCCAACCUGCGAGGACGACGGAACUUAUCGACCCCUCCAGGUCAAUCCACUCACCAAUAUCCGUUUCUGCGUCGAUGUUUAUGGCGUCAUCCUGGAAUGGACCAUCACCAAGACCACAACACUCGACUGCCAGGACUUUAGAACAUACGUUCAUCAUGAAGUUAAGCCUUUUACUGCCCAGGUUGACCACGAUCAAAACGCACACCGCAAUUUUGAUACCUUCCCCAUCAAGAACCUGAUCCACAAGACCCCUCGUUGUCAUCUCCAGCAGCUGAUCUCUGAGCAUGUCCCCACCGUCUACCGACCAACCUGCGAGACCGAUGGUCGCUUCACCCCGGAGCAGUGCCCUGAGGGGACCAGCCGCUGCUUCUGUGUUGAUGUGACCGGGACGAUCGUACCAGAGACCAUCAAGCGUCGGGGAGUCCAGACACCAGACUGCGAGACUUACAGGAGUCUGUAUGCCGUUGUGACCAAGACUAACACCACCACCAUUACCAUCAAACCUACUGUGUCAUUAAUCCAUAAUGGCUGGGACCCACUGCUCAUCAAUGACGUCCAGCCAGACAAUGUCGUCGGCAAACAGUACAAACCAGUCACAUGGACCCUGCAAAUCAAAAAAGACGUCACAACCUGCAUUCGCCAGCAGCAAAUCGCAAAGGUGGUUCCGGGUGUGUUCAACCCUGCCUGCCAGCGCAAUGGCACCUUCAACACCAUGCAGUACAGACCUCUGAGCCAGACUGUCUACUGUGUGGACAAGAAUGGUGUCGAGAUCGAAGGAACCGAAGGGACCAUGGAUUGUACCAAGUACUGGAACACUACCCUUGAGUUUACGCAGAUCACCAGACAUUGGUCCAAGAUCUCUGAGACCAGCUCCACCAAGACGAUUACACAACUUCCUCUCAAUAGUCUCUUCCCAGCUGGACUGCACCACCACCCCAACUGCACCAAGCAACAGGAGCUGACUAGCCGCAUCAAGGGAGCCGUCGUGCCAACCUGUGAACCAAGCGGCACCUACACACCACUGCAGUGCAAUGCGACCACUGGCGUGUGCUACUGCAUGCUGUCCUACGGAGACGUUCUGCCCGAUACUGUACUCCCCAUGGUGAAGGGAACACCUUACUGCUGGCACUUGAGAAACGAAUCCCUUCUGCGUGUGACAACUCAACUUGCAGACGUUUGUAGGAAGCCGACAGUGAUGGGACCUUGCAGGGGUCGCUUUGUCCGUUGGACCUUCAGCACCCUCCUCAACAAGUGCACCAUGUUUGUUUAUGGUGGAUGCCGCGGCAACGAGAACCAGUACGAGUCUCAGGAGGAAUGCGAGAGCAUGUGCGGCCAUUUGAGUUUCCGUUUGGACAGUCGACCUUUGACCUGCGAGCGUAAACUCACCCAGUACCACCGCCUCAGUUUUAUUGAGCGUCUUGACAACAGACGACCAGUGUGCACCCCCGACGGUAACUACAAACCCAAACAGUGCCACUGGAUCCAGAACGCCGAGGGUAAUAUCGAAGAGGUCUGCGAGUGCGUCGAGCGAAUGUCCGGCGCCAUCCUGCCAAACUGUGACCAUCUUACCAUUGAUGAAGAUCUCAUUAUGGUGAAGACUUCUCCAAGUCCUUCCACCGUUAUUGAUGGCUGCAUCAAUCGGGAUGUGGAGUACCACAGAGGAGAUCAAUUCUUUGAGGACUGCAACUCAUGCACAUGCAUUGGAAAUAACAUCGCUGCAUGCACAAAAAAGCUCUGCCUUCCAGGUUACUGUUACCACUUGGGUCAGGAAGUUACUGAGUACAACCGGGGCUGUGAGAUCUGCUCAUGUCUUGGAGGUCAGUGGGACUGCCAGCUGAAGCCAAACUGCGACACUGAGCUGGUCUCUGAGCAAGAGACUGUAUCUGAAUGUACCUUGGAACCCGGCAAAACCAUGAGAGUGGGAGAAUCCUACUAUGAAGAAUGCAACCAGUGUACCUGUGAACCUACCGGCAUUGUGAUCUGUCAGAACAACUACUGCAUCCCAGGCCACUGCUAUUACGAGGGGACUCCGUACCAUUCUGAAGACACCAUCAAACAAGAAUGCAACAGAUGCACCUGCUUCGGUGGAGUUUGGCAGUGCGAGACCUACACAUGUGAUCCAUACAUUAAGACAAUGGCCCGCAUUGAGGGAUGUGUAUACAAUACCAGGGAAUACACAAAUGGACAGACCUUCUAUGAUGAAUGCAAUAUGUGUUCCUGUCUUGGAAACAAUGCUACAAACUGCUUCAAGAAACUUUGCAAUCCAUCAAGCUGCUUCUUGAAUGGAUUGGAGAUCCCCAACGGUGAAUCUUCACAAGUUGAAUGCAACACAUGCACAUGCUUCCAUGGACUCCUUGAGUGUACCGACGAUGAAUGUCUGACUGCUGUAGCCGUGCAGCCCAAAGUUGAUGUGAUUCUUGACACUUCAAUUAAGUGUUAUGUUGAUGAUCAGACCUACACCAAUGGGCAGGAGUUCUGGAAAGACUGCAACCAAUGUCGCUGCUACGACGACGGACAAGCAAGAUGCGAAGAGAAAUACUGCACUCCAGACCUUUGUUUCAAGGAAGGCAUCGGCUACAGAAGCGGCAAGAUCCUACUUUCUGAAACACACAAAUGUACUUGCUUCCGAGGUGGAGUCUGGGAAUGUGAAGACAAAACAGAAGAGACUGGACCACCAGACAUGAUUGAUUGCCCGUUGACCAACCCACCUAUCUACUGUACCAAAAACCCGUGUGAUUCCAAAGUCUGUCCCAACCACCCGGACGCAAUCUGUGUGCCUAAUUACUGCGGAUUCUGCAUGCCGAGAUUCUACGACGUCCAUGGAAACCAUGUGACAUGCUAGAACCUUGUGAGGAUGGAGCCAACAACUGGGAAUCCAGCCAAGGACUUCAAAGUCAUCCUUGAGGGAAGACUAACUGGUACACAGUAAUUGUAUUUAAUUAAGAAAGUAAAAAAAAACAUCAACAAUUUGUAAACUAAUGAUAUUUUACAGCCAGUGACAUGACCGGAUAAUCUCAAUAAAUAUCAAUAAUAUUUGCUUUAAUGUUAUCUCUUUAAGCAUUACAUUUUUUCUUCUUUGUUUAUACGGUGUGAUUAUUUUCUGUUUUUGUAGAUUUUCAUUGGUGUUAGAGUGUAUAUGGCUUCUCGGAAUAACUGUAGCAAUUUAGAAAAGUUAAGUGUGACUUAGUUCAGUUAAUUAUUUAAAUAGGAAUAGCACAACAGAUUUCUUGGCUAAAGUAAUUCCUUACUUGGUGAUGGAAGGCUCUAUUAUGUAACAUUCUCAAAUUUAUUAUUAAUGAACCCUAACAUUUUGUUUGUAUUUUUCUCCAAUAUUAAUGAUAAUACUUUAUUAAGGAAUAUCACAAUACAUACAGAAAAUACACAUGUAAAAUACAUUUAGUAUAAAAACACAUUCAGUAUACUCCAUAAUACUCUGAACCUUAAACUGUUUUUGUAAAGUUAGGGCAGGAAGUAACAACUCCAAAGAUUCUGAAAAACUUGUUGUUAAAGACGAUGUUUUUUACAGUGACUAAAAACUUUGAAAGGUGUACUCCAACUAAUAAUCAUCUCCCCUUCCCGAAAAAAUGGAAACAACAUCCACAAACUUUGUUUGUAGUUGAAUACCUUGUUUUAAACUAAGAAUGGACAUAUUCCCACCAUGUAUUUCUAUUGUUACAACUUAAUCAUAUUUCCACCAAAUCAGUAUUAUGUAAACUACAUCGAGGUCAUGUCCUGGCAAAUUUGAAUAAAAUUGCAUAUGCAUAACAAAAUUAUA